CGACGCGUCAUCCAGCCAUACAUUUGCGAUUAUACAGCUUCUUCGAGUCUCUGUUAGGACGGAUUUCGUCUCGCGCACAGGCACAGGAUCCGGUGUUUUUAGAACCCCAGGCUACGUGUACAGAUCGCGCAAACGCGAAACCCAAUAAAUGAAUUAAGGAAUUCUUAAUUUGGAAUAAGGAAUUAUAGGAAAGGAUAGCUAUUCGAAAAAUCUGCACAAUAAUACGCUUUUCCGUUUGUAUAUACAUUACAAUCACAUGGAUUAACCCUGUUUGAGGAUUUAAAACUUAUGGAGGGUACGGUUAUACACCCUUGUCUUUCUUUUUGGUUUACUCUUUAGCUUUUGAGUAAAUCACUGGCGAUCCCGUGUGUUAUAAAUAGGCUACAGUUUUGUGACGGACCCACUGUCGUUUUUAUAGAACAUGACCGGGACAUACUUUUCGGUCGACAAGGCAAAAACUCGAUUGAAUACAAGACGACCUAUCCAAAGUUCAUAAAAGGGAUUAUUGCAUCUGGGCAGCGUUCGAUGCUUCUGGCCUUUCCUCUGGAUUUGGGAUUUAUCGCUUCUCGACAGAAUGGAAAGCCGGGAUUUCGCUCCUCCACACCACCUUUUGACGGAGCGGGCUGCGUUGGUUCACCACGCCGCCUCGCGGAUAGCUCCUGGCGGCCACAAUACAGUGCAGCAUCCUGCUCACUUCCAGCCUGGGAAAUACUACUCUCACAUCUCCAUGGCACCACAUUCAGGUGCAUCGUUCAUGGGUUCGUUCCUGGCCAGCAGUUUGGGCUCUCCCCCAUCUCACCCCCCUCACCCGUCCGGCCCACCUGCCUCCCCUUCAUCCCCCUCUUAUAGGGGAGGACCUCACUCCAGUGCCUCUCCCAUCUGGUUCCCACACUCACAUGAAGGGUUCCCCCGGUAUUCAGGAGGUCUGACCUCUCCCUUUCUUCCCAUGAGCCCUUUGGAUCACCAUAGCAACAGCAGCGUUCUCUAUGGACAGCACCGCUUCUACGACACUCAAAAAGAUCAUUUCUACUUGCGAAGUCUGCCAUCCCAGCCCCCUCUUCUCUCAACCAAUCACAGCCUUCCGCCACUGUCCAGGACGGCUCCUGGACAUCCUCUGGGGUCCUGUAGCAGAGAAACAGACUCUGGGGGAGGAGGACCCCAAAAGAGCUCUAAGGAACUAGGAAUGGUGGAAAAGAGUGUGUCGAAAGAGAAAGAAAGAUCUAGCAGCAAAGAGAGACAUCACCACCACAACCAGCAGCAGCCUAAUGCGCUGUCUCACCCACACUCCCUCCCCACUCACAUCGGGGAGGAAGACCACAGACACAAAACCCCCAACCUGCCAACAGAAUACAGGGACGACCCCGUAAGCCAUGGCAAUGACCCCGUAAACCAUGGCAAUGACUCCGUAAACCAGGGCUCAAAACAUAUGACUAACUGUGCUCUACUUAGUAAACUAUCUAACGGGGACUCUGGGUCCUCGUCCAAGGGCGGGUCCCUGAACAGCUGUGGAGGGGCCAGCAGACCCCAAGGGGGUGGCACUGGGGGGGUGAGGCGGUGCUCCAAGGAGGGGGGUGUCAGCGGGGAGAUGAGGAUAAGCGAAAACCUCCCCCCCUCCUCGUCGGACUGUCUGCGCCGAGCAGCCAUGAUGGGCCCCCACACCAUGCCUUCCUACUCCAUGCCCCCACCCCCCCCUCCUCCAACCCUACACAUGGGCCCUUCUGUGGGUGGGGGCUGGCUGCACCACCCCCACCACGCCCAGCCUGAGUUCUACUGCCCUCCUCCCGCCGCCCCCCCUAAAGAAGGAGUGUCGGGGAGGCAGGCCAAACUGUCUGGCCCAACGUACGUCCCCUCGGUCGGGCCUUUGGUGGACUUGGGGGCCUCUGACUGCCGUGGGGCUGGAGGAGGAGGAGGUGGAAAAGGGCCAGAGAAGAACGGAGGGAGAGGAGGGGGGUCUAAUGAAAGUCUUCCUCCUCCUCUUCAUCCUCAUCACCACCAUCACCCUCCUCAUUCUAGUAGCUGCCAGAGGAAGGUGUCAUUUCAGACACAGCAGCCCCAGCCGCAUCAGCAGCAGCUGGGCUACGGCAAGGCAGACAAGCCCCCGGACUGGAACCAGAACCACAGCUAUAGCCAACACCAACAGAGCCAGAAGAACCAGGCCAACCCUGACCCACAGCCCCACCAUCCUAACCCCAUGUCCGGGCCUCUCUCCUGCAGCGUGGAGGCCUCUUCCUCCAGUGGAGACCUGGAGGUCCUGGAGGUAUACCGGCCCUCUCUGCCUCUGGAAGCCCAGAGCGCUCACCCCAGUGCUGGCACCCACGCCACCAAGACCGGGCCCUAUGCCAGUACCCCGCCUUUCCGGAACUGUUCCCACUCGGGUCCCUCCGAGGGAAAGGGGGGAUCGGGGGGGAGUGGAGGUGCCCAAAGAGAGGGACAGAAAGUUGCUAGAAUACGGCACCAGCAGCACAGUAGUAAUGGAAGCGGGUCAGGUUCUGACGGAUCAGGGCCUGAGAGGGGGGCAGAGGGAAGGAGGCAGAGUCACAGUCAGAAUGGUGAGAGUGGUGGCAUAAUGGGGUUCAGGGGUCAAACGCCCCCUGCCCUGAACCCCUGGGGUGUACCUAGGGGUCCCCAAGAAGACCAGAGGAGGACGUCACCUCACACAGAGUCCUGCCCCGACAACAGGACUCCAAAGCAUCAUGAUCAACAGCAGUCUAUGACAGCGCCUCACCCAUCUCACCCUCACACUCACCCCUCGUCCCGCACUUCACCGCACCCCGAGGAGGAGAGCAGCGCUAUGAAAAACCUGAUGAAUUACAGUUCCCAGCAGCCUUUGCUGCUCUCACAGAGGAGUCCCUUUGGGGGCCUUGGCUGCCUGAAACAGGGGUACGAGAGGGGAGAGAAGGGAGGUAAAUCAAACGCCGCUCAGGACUCCCCCAAACCGCCCCUACCCCCCAGGAGAGGAUCCACCAGUGAGGCAGAGAGGACAGAUGGAGGGGGGAGGACGGGGAGGGAGGCAGGGGAGACACAAGGGGAAGGGGAAGUGCGACAGCCCCCCGUGGGUAUAGCUGUGGCCGUUGCCCGGCAGAGAGAGCCCCCGCAACGCCCGUCUGAUACCCCCCCAGGACACAGUCGACAGGGCAGGGUGCUGCCCAGUGUCAAAGGUCUGUCACGCUCAGUGUACCCGCUGGGCCGGGAGGCUGAAGAGAGGAAGAGGAUGACUGAGGAGCAACUAAGCCUUCAUCACCUCGACAGAGACAGAGAACUCCUAAUCAGGGAAAGCAAGGAGAGAGUAGAGUUUGCCCGGAUCCACCCAUCCAGUAGUUGCCAUAGGGACCUGACUUCUCACCUUCUGGUGCCAGGUGGGGCCAGCCAAUUAGGUGGAGACCCUUCUGCCCAUGCCCACCACCAUUGGAUGCAACGGACGGGAAGUCCCUCUCUCUGGAUGGGUCAUUCAUAUGCUCUAAGCCACGCAGCGCUGCACCAGAGUAUGGGCCCAGGGUUUGGCCCCGGCCUGCCCAGCCCCCUACAGCCUGUCCUGCCUUUAUCCCAGGAUGCCUCUGGCUCCCUGGUGGUUCUGCCUUCCGAACCUGGAGCACACCACCACCUUGAUGUGAUGGAGCAGUCGGCCCUGUGGCCCUCGGUCUACGGUGCCCGAGGCCCCUCCCCUCACAUGCAGCAUCAUCCAGUGUACUCCCGUUCACCGUUUCUACGGCAACAGGAGCUGUACGCCCUGCAGCAUCAGCAUCAUCAGCAGCAGCAGCAACAACAACACAGAGCUAUGGAACACAUGCACCGACAACACACAUUGUCACAGAGAAAGGCAGACGACACCACUAUCACCAUUGACGACCCUCCACUCCAUGAGACCUCGAGAACCUCCCGUGCUGCCAAGCCCUUCUCCCACACCCCUCCCUCAAAGAACACACCUCCCUUGCAAGGGGUGUGUCCUAGCAGCCGCCAAUCACCCUGCUGCCACUCCCCUUCCAGGAGACCACACCCCCAACAGCCAUUAAACCCCGCUCCCAGCCCUGCUGCAGCAGCCCCGAGAUCCCCAGCUCUAAGCCCCGCCCCCUCACACCUCUCCAAAGGAGCAGAAAGAGGAGAAAGAGGAGAGGGGCAGCCGCCUCAGGAUUACCCACAAUCCUUAGAACCAGAUCUUCCACCGGGUUACACCUAUCCAGAACUCACCAUGGGCUACAAGGCGGGUCCUUCGCCAGAGGAGGCCCGAUUGACUGAGCAUGUUGAUCUGAGGGUGGAGCAAGCCGAACCCAGCCCUAAGCCCCGCCCACACACAGUCAGGACUGGGGAAGACGAGGAGAUGAAAUCGGAGAAGAUGGAGAGCAGGUGUAAAGUUCUGGAAUCUAGUAGUGUUGUAGAAAGGGAAGGAGUAAAGGUGGGGGGACACUCAUUAUCUGAGCCCUCACUACUAGACCCUAGAGGGAAGACCACUGAAACGGUGCCUUGUCCUGCCCAAGCAUCAGCUCCAUCUCCAAUCACAGUCUCUGAGGAAGCUCGAAAAGGAGACGUAUCUGUGGCCAGCUUGGACCAGCCAGCUUGCUUGAUGAAUACACAACCAGUGGAGGAGAAAGAGGAGGAGGAACGGGAAGAGGAGGACAUCUCCGUGGAGCUGAAAAAGAGCCUCCUACCAGAUGGUACUGUCUCCUUGCCUUUUGAGCUGACCGGACAUAGGGAGGGGGAGGAGAGAGAGGCGGUGGAGGAGAAACAGGAGGUAGCGGAGAAGGAGGAUGAGGAAGAAGAAGGUAGGAGGAGUCCAGGCAAAGCGUCUGUGGAGUUACCAACCAGCCCCCGGUCCUCUCCAACCCCAGCCUCCACCCUCACCCUCAGGGAUGACCCCUGCAUCUGGAGUCUGGAGCUUCUUAUUGCAGCAGCGUUGUGUGCCACCUGGGAUGCCCGCUACCCCCCUGUGCCCCUCUCCAACACACCCCUGCCCUCGCUGUGCCCACCUCCGCAUCGAGGCAUGGAGAUACUGGGGGAGCUGGCCGAACUGGAGAUCCAGCAGAGAAACAGGGACAAGGACAAAGAGAUAGGAGGAGAGGAUGUUUUGACCUUUGACUUGCGUAGCCUGGCGACCCUUGCUGCGGCCCGCAGUCUGGAGCUAGGGGGCGGAGGUACAGACAGCUUGGAGGUGCAGAACUGUCCCAUAAGGAGAACCCUCAACCUGCGACGAAAAUUCAGCUGGACACCUCGCCACGAGCCGGUGUGUCCGGUAAAGGGUGCCAUGGAGACGAUGGAUGGAGCGGAGCUCGCGAUGCGCGUUCAGCUAGCGGAGAUCCAGAGACGUUACAAAGAGAAACAGAAAGAAUUAGCCAAGCUGCAGCGAAAACACGACCACCAGAAAACAGAGACCCCUCACAGCCCAGCUCGCCGGGGGCCUGGACGACCCCGAAAACGCAAAUCUAUGCCCGUGUCCACUGACCCAGAUGGCCCCAAGAGACUCAGGAUGGUGGAGGGGGAAGCAGAGGGAGGCGGAGAGAAGCGGAGGAAGAGGAUGACCAAUCAUGGCUUCCUGAAGAGAAGGAGAGGUCGUCCCAGCCUGAGUUCCAGACUGGCUCGGAGGGCGACCCAGCUGAAGCAAAAGGCAGUGGCCCAGAGAGCUGCUCCGUCAGUGGCCAGGCACAGCCGCAGAGGGGCCCCUAUACCUGGAGUCCUGGAAAACUGCAGAGAAAGUGACACAGCAGCUGAUCCAUCCAGUAUCCAGCAGGACUGGGCACCCAAUCAGGGGGUGAGGAGGAGAAGGAGAGUUCAGCCAAAGGUCAAACUGGGCAGACCUUCAACCAGAGCUCUUCGUAGAGGGUGUGGGGCCUCAGUGAACCAGGAAGUGACAGAGGGGAAGAGCGACAGCGACACCUCAGGCCAGGAGGAAGGGCGGGAAAGCUACGACAGUGAGGGAGGAGCCAAUGAGGUCAGUGAAACAACACCAUCCUCCAAAGGCAUGGCUGCUGUGAUUGGCCAGGCCGCUAGGCUUCAGUCCGGUCAGAAAGCAAGGAGCAAGAAGGACAGGCAAGUUGAUGAUGUGAGCAUGCUCAGUGUGGAGCUGAGGAGGAAAGGAGCCCCCUGCAGGUCAGGCCCUGCUACUGUAGAUGAGAGACGCCCAGAGAUCCAGGAGCCACAGGGGGCUAAGCGAGAACCUGUACCCAGCUGGAGGGCCUCGUUAGUGGCAAACAACCGCCAGGAAAACAGGGGGAUCCAGGGACCUCUGGCCGAAGCUGAAAGCAAGAGCUUAGGACCACAAAGCAUUCUGGGAAAGAGGAGAGGCUGCUGGCUGGAGACUGAAACCCAGAGAGAGGUCAACACCAAGGGCAGGAGGAACAGAAACAAACAGGGGCAGAAGGGCCGUGCUGUUAGCCGGCUGCUGGAGAGCUUCGCAGCUGACGAAGGAUUUCGUCUGGAUGAGGAGAGCAGCUUCUCGGAGGGGGAGGAGGAAGACAUGCGACAUGUACUACACGCACACACAACUCCAGCGCUGCUCAACUGCGUGCUGAGCCAGGAGAUGCUGGUGGACGGCCUGAAGGUUCUGAUAUCUAAGGAAGAUGAACUGCUGUAUGCUGCCCGGCUACACACUCUGGACCUGCCUGACAUAUUCAGCGUAGUGAUUGAAGGGGAGAGAGGAAACCGCCCAAGGAUAUACUCUCUGGAACAGCUACUGCAGGAGGCAGUGCUGGACGUGCGGCCACAGACCGAGGCCGUCUUAACUCCGGGGACGCGCGUGUGUGCCUACUGGAGCGAGCGCUCUCGCUGCCUAUACCCUGGAUAUGUCCAGAGGGGGGGUCCGGGCGAGGAGGAGAAGGAGGCCAGUGUGAUGGUGGAGUUUGAUGAUGGAGACAGAGGGAGGAUCUCUCUUCCCAACAUACGUCUGCUGCCACCGGGAUACCAGAUACACUGUGCGGAACCAUCUCCAGCCUUGCUAUCACCUGGCCGCCGUGGUAGCAGAAGCUCCAUGCAGGACAGUAGAGACAAACCGACAGAGAGACCAACCAAUGGGGAGGCAGGAGGGAGGAGCCAGGAAAGGAGACCAGUUGGACGACCGAAGAAGGUCAAGCCAGGAACCAAUAGUUCCUCCACAAUGGCGUCAGACAGAGUAACCGGAGGUAACCCUUCCUCUUUGAGCUGGCCAGCCAAGAGACUUCCAGCGGACUUCUUCCUGUUCAAUGGGACAUCCCGUAAAACCCACAGGGUGGGUCGCCAGGGAGACCCGGGAGCAUUCCACCGCCCUACCACCCACCCCCAUGCCCAUCCUGUGCCCCUCAAGGGCAUCUUCAGUUCCCCCUUUGAGGUUGACUCUUUCAGUAGCAUCGCCAAUGGUUAUACAGGCGCCUUUGGAAACCACAGGCCUGUUACCACGGUUAUGCCCCUGGGUCUCAGGGAAUCGGUCACCAUGACAACGACACCCUCGAACAGGAAGUCAAGCGACAGGGACAGGAAGCACUUUCUAGUGAAGCUGGACCAUGAGGGGGUUACCUCGCCCAAAACUAAGAACGGGAAAGCUCUACUGCGUCUGGCUGGUGGAAGGGGACACAAGGGCCUCUCGGCAGGGCCUGAUGGUGCACCCCUGAGGUACAUCCACCCGGCCCUGGUGGUGAAGGGCAGAAAGAAAGGAGGAGAAAGAGGAGGAGAGGGGGCAGGGUCCAGAUCUGAGCUGCCCCUGAAAGGGGCUUCUGCCGUUAGAAAGGGGCUCCCCUCAUCUGGUUUAGGGGGACUUGGGGGAGAGUUUGGAGCUAUGGACUACCCCAGUGACUGCCCCAGCUCCUAUUCGGAACUGGAUGAGGAUGAUGAUGAGGAUGAUGGAGAUGAAGACGUAGAUCGAAGGAGAGCAGCAGCGGCAGGCGCAGGACGUUUCCUUUCCCGUCUUUCUGUCUGCUCCUCGUCCUCCUCUUCUUCCUCUUCCUCCGGCUCCCUCUCUUCUUCCUCCCUCUGUUCUUCUGACAACGACUCAUCCUACUCAUCAGACGAAGAGGAGUCUUCAUCAAUGCUCCUUCGCCGAGCCCUGCUCCAGCAGCAGAAACAGAAACACAGACAAAGCGUGACCUCAAACCCCUUAACCCCUGACCCGUCGACUAACCCCAACCCUAGUCCCGUCUCCUCUGCUUCCGCUCCCCCACUUAACUAUGUUUCUAAAGCAGCCAUGUCUCAAACUGGCGGGUCAAGGGUCAGAGGAGGUGACAGAGGAGAUGACCGGAAGGAGUACAUAUCUAAAGGCAGAUCCAGUAGUAACGGCAGUGGAGCCAAAAUCCAAACCAAGACCAGAGAUGGACCAUGCUCCAAUACGCACACUCCAACCCCCAACACACACACUCCAACCCCCAACACACACGCUCCAACCCCCAACACACACACUCCGAAUACCAACGCACAGACACCGCCCUCCCAGCCCAAACCUACCAAGGACCGCCCUGCAGCCAAGAGGCAGAGGAUGUCUUCUCCAGACCCCCAUGCCAACAUGGCCUCCCUCCUGCCGGGUCGCCAGCUGUGGAGGUGGUCUGGAAAUCCUACUCAGAGGCGUGGUCUGAAGGGGAAGGCGCGUAAGCUGUUCUACAAGGCAAUUGUGCGCGGUGGAGAGACGGUGCGUGUCGGGGACUGUGCGGUGUUCCUGUCACCCGGAAGGCCCCAGCUUCCCUACGUGGGCCGUGUGGAGAGCCUCUGGGAAUCAUGGUCUUCCAGCAUGGUGGUCAGGGUCAAGUGGUUCUACCAUCCUGAGGAGACGCGUCUGGGAAAGAGGCAUCGCGAUGGAAAGCAUGCGCUGUACCAGUCGAGCCACGAGGAUGAGAACGAUGUCCAGACCAUCUCCCAUCGCUGUCAGGUGGUCAGCCGUGCUGAUUACGAGCACCUGAUUCGUCGACAGAAGCCGGGGGGUGGAGCUCAGGACCUGUUCUACUUGGCUGGCACCUAUGAUCCAACAACAGGCCAGCUAGUCAGCGCUGAGGGAGUUGCCAUCGUCCCAUAGCGACAACCACGGGGAGUGAUUAAAAUGAAGCCUUAAGAAUGGCCACCUCACCUCUCGUCGACAACGACAGCUACUGGCGCUGGUGUCAGUAAAACAUGGUUCUGUCUGGAAACGAGGCAUUCCUUGGUCAGAAUCUAGUUUCUCCUAGAUCUGGGUCUUGGUUCUGGGUCCUAUUUGGGUGUGGACAAUCCCAAACCCCAACAGGGAGAGAAGCACUUUGGACCACAAUGGAUUCCAUUAUCAGAACUGGGGCUAUCUGAUAUGAUCUGGAAUAAACAAAAAGUUUCAGGAUUCUAGUGACCCAAAACAGUCGGACGGUGUCCCCUCUCCAAGAGGUGUUCUACAGUCUGUCUUAUACGGACACUCAGGCAGUCUGUCAGAGAGAUAGAGACUCCGGUGACUGUCCCCCUAAGUCUUUGUUUUAGGCGAGAAUGUGUUUGUUUCUCAGUAUAGACCUGGUUGAAUAUUAGAGAGAGACAGGCAGGAGCGACCACUCUCUUCUUGUAUUGGGUUAAAUGGUCUCACCAGUGAUCACACUAGUUUGACGAUAAAAUGUGACAGCAGGAUUGAGAAAUCCCUAUAGGACCAAAAACACUGAAGUGUGUGUGUGUGUGUCUGUGUCUGUGUCUGUGUGUGUGUGUGUAUGUGUGUGUGUGUGUGAGCAUGUUUGUGUACUGAGUGGUUGUAAUGGAUGCAUUUGGUACUUGAAGAGCUCAGAGUAAAUAGUGCUUUAGGGUUGGUCUAGUCUGGACCUCACCAUGAAAAACCCUCGAUGUCUUUUAACACUCGGAAAGUAAACCUACUAAGCGUAAAUCUAUGAAUAUAAAUUAAUAUAUUGAUCGAUUUACUAACGGCUUCUUCUCUAGACUAAAAGAAAAGACAAAAAGGAAUGAUUAUUUCUCCAGUCAAGCCAUACACUUCAAUACCUCUGUCAUGUCUUUCUAUUCAGGUGCAUAGAUGUACGUCUCUUUGUGUUUUACAGAAUUGUGUAUGAAGACAUUGUAAACUGUACAUAGUAUACAUAUAUAAUAUACAUGAAGAGAGAAUUAUAUUCCCCUUUGUUGCUCUUAAAGUUGUGUUAUUUUUUCAAAGACUGUUGACUUUAACGUUUUUGUUUUUUGGGCUUUGGGAGGAGGCGGUUUUAGACUUUUUCUCUUCCCAAACUUUUGGGGCGUCUUUUCUGGAGAUGGGGUCCAUGGGGGGGUAAAGCUGUAAAUACGAAAAAGCGGAAAGGCCCAUUUUGGGGUUUAGAGUGGAUUUGGUGAUGGGAUGUUAGGAGGUGUUUUUAUAAGAAAAGUGGAAAAGGCUUUUUGUGUCCAUAUCAUCAUUGGUCUGUUUUUGUAUAUUUUUCUCAUGUCUGUAAUUAUGUGCUUACUCUUCUGUGGGGGUUUCGAAUCUCUAUUGCAUUGUUAUUUUUAGAAAUACUGUAAAGAAACUGAGUUUCUUCCAUUUGCUGAUCCUUUAAGAUCUAAACUAGAGUUCUAGUUGUGCUAUAUCUAUAUUAUAUUCUUAGAGAAGAUCUAUGUAGGUAUUUAUCUGGCCUCAAAAAGAAAAAUAACCAAAGCGCCUCUAUGUUUACGCUUCAUCACAUUAGAAUGCAAUAUGAAGAAAUAUAAAAAUAUUCAAUCAAAUCAGAAUUCCGGGAUCCCUGCAAUCGUUUUAAAAUAAGACACCUGUGUUCCCUCGCACUUGUUGGCAUAAAACACGGUUUAGCGUUCAACAUCAUGUUACCAUGGGAGCCUUUGAAAACGUCACAGCAGCUGUGGCACAUGACAACCACAUGACAUGACAGUGAAGGACAAUCAGAGCCAAUCAAAAGAGGGGGAUGUUGAAAAGAAGAGGAUCAAAUCAAAAUUGUGUGUAACCGUGUCACUUUUUCUUGCUUUGCCAAAAAUGUCUCUUGCUGUUUUUCAUGUUUAUUUUACCAUUGUCUUUUUCCUGACUGUUAUGCAAACCUGUGACGCUGUCUUGGGUUUUUCACAAGGAUAAUAUUUUUUGCCUUUUUGUUUGUGACAUACAUCGACUGACAGUUUUAACAUUGUUACUGUUACACUGCGAAGCAAACGCUUUCAAAGAAAUCUAAUGUGAAAACCCAUAUUAUGUUACUUUUUGUAAAUCUUUAAACGAUUUUUUAAAAGCUGUAUUUUCUUAAAGAAACACUGGAUUCAGUUCUAAACAUCACAUUGGGGAAAGUGACAUAAUCUUUCCAAAACCUGUUUUUAUGACCCACUGGAAACGACUUACUUUGUAGGGUUGAUAUAUACUUUGUGACAUGUCUCGGUCAUUGUUGGAAAAAUAUUUCCACUGUGUAAAAAAACAAACAAAAAACGAACGUUAUUUAUCUUAAUUUUAUUGCCUUUGUGUUGCGUUUCAUUAAACAAAGUAUCAAAAGGA
Molecule: messenger RNA, 11353 nt
Organism: Esox lucius (northern pike)
Lineage: Eukaryota; Metazoa; Chordata; Actinopteri; Esociformes; Esocidae
Gene: bahcc1b
Product: BAH domain and coiled-coil containing 1b
Exons: 23
Coding region: 575-8959 (2794 amino acids)
Molecular function (GO): chromatin binding
Source: RefSeq, a predicted model, not a curated record